Molecule: messenger RNA, 1024 nt
Organism: Austrofundulus limnaeus
Lineage: Eukaryota; Metazoa; Chordata; Actinopteri; Cyprinodontiformes; Rivulidae
Product: uridine-cytidine kinase-like 1
Molecular function (GO): kinase activity; ATP binding
Source: RefSeq, a predicted model, not a curated record
CGGGAGCGGAGACGAUUCCUUCAACGGCCUGUCCAGCCGUGUCUCCCACUGUCCGCUGACGCCGUCUCUGUCUCCGCGGAAACGCACCACGAGCCAGUCUAAGACGGAACCUCCUCUGCUGAGGACCAACAAGAGGACCAUCUACACCGCAGGCAGACCGCCGUGGUACAACGUCACCGGGACCACCUUCAAAGAGGCCUUCGUCAUCGGUCUUUGUGGGGGAAGCGCCUCUGGGAAAACCACCGUGGCCAAUAAGAUCAUCGAAGCGCUGGACGUUCCCUGGGUGGUUCUGCUGUCGAUGGACUCGUUUUACAAGGUUCUGAAUAAAGAAGAACAGGACCUGGCUGCUAAAAACGAGUAUAACUUCGAUCACCCCGACGCCUURGACUUCGAGCUGCUCGUCACCGUCCUCAGGAAGCUGAAGAAAGGCAAAAGCAUCAAAGUGCCCGUUUAUGACUUCACCUCUCACAGCCGGCGCAAAGAAUGGAAAACAGUUUAUGGAGCCAAUGUGGUCAUCUUUGAGGGCAUCUUAGCUUUUGCCAACAAGGAGCUGCUGAAGCUUCUGGACAUGAAGGUGUUUGUGGAAACGGAUUCGGACAUCCGUCUGAUCCGGAGGUUGAAGAGGGACGUCUCGCAGCGAGGACGGGACAUUAACGGCAUCAUCAAACAGUACAACAAGUUUGUGAAACCAGCGUUUGAGCAGUACAUCGAGCCCACGGUGCAAGUUGCUGAUAUAGUGGUGCCUAAAGGUGGAGAAAACUUUGUAGCUUUAGAUCUGAUCGUUCAGCARGUUCACAGUCAGCUGGAGAAGAGGAAGCUCAGCUGGAAUAUAUCAGCUCUGGCCUCGGCUCACCAGGGUCAGCCCCUGCCCAAGACCCUCAGUGUGAUGGAGAGCACGCCACAGGUGCGCGGGAUGCACACCAUCAUCAGGAACAAGGAGACGAACCGGGACGAGUUCAUCUUUUACUCCAAGAGAUUAAUGAGGCUGCUGAUAGAACAUGCCCUCUCCUUCCUUCCUCUCAAG